AUGCAAAACGUUAAAGACGCCGCCAACGCUGUAUCAGAAAAAGUCAAAGAAUUAUCAAGUGGUGCUUCAUAUGAAGCAAACAAGGAAGCUGCUAAAAAUGACAACCUCUCAGCCGGCAGCCGCAUCGGUCAUGGUAUUGAUGCUGUUAAAGACAAAGUCGAAGAAAAAGGUCAUGAAGCUAAGAAAGAAGCUCACAAAGAAGCUGCCGAAGAACGAGGUGUGAUCGGUCAAAUUGGUGAUACCAUCUCUAAUGCGUACAACUAUGUUGCUGAGAAAGUUCAUGAAGCAACAAGUGCUGCAUCGUACGAAGGACACAAAGAACAAGCCAAAGAUUCGGAUAACACUGUUGGUGAACGUAUCGGCGCUGGUAUUUCAGCUGUUGGAGACAAGAUUGAAGAGAAAUCUCACAAAGCUCAAGCUGCCGCGCACAAAGAAGCUAUCUAA
Molecule: messenger RNA, 444 nt
Organism: Adineta ricciae
Lineage: Eukaryota; Metazoa; Rotifera; Eurotatoria; Adinetida; Adinetidae
Source: the annotation of a GenBank genome assembly